AUGCCUGACCGCGUCUGCUCAGAAUGCAACCGCUCCCUCGACCGCUCCUCCUACACCAACACCCAAUGGGCCAGGGGCAUCGGUCUGUCACGAUGUUUCAACUGCGUCCAGGGCUUCGCAGACCUUCCCACUGACAAUACGGAUGCGGGAAGAUACAACAUAUCCAGUAGAGCCACGUUUACGCACCACGCACUGGCAAACCCCAUCGCAGAAGGUUCCUUUCGAUGGGUUGCCAAGGGCAAAUACGUAACCGGUCCUCGUCUCAACCAAGCUUGCGUGACGAAAUGGUUCAAGACCGGUGCCGUGUUUUCAGAAGACUUCUUUCGAUACGACAUAUUGGCCGUUGAUAAAGCUCUCGAGAUUGUCAACCGCUUCAAUCAGCUGGGCGUCGUGAACAGAGAGAUCAAGAUCAAUGUGCCGCAGGUGUGGCAGUUCGAGGACGAUUGCAGCGACAACUGGGCGGGCCAGAAUUCACUCGUCGAGCCGUUUAUCCAAAAUUAUCAAAAGUUCAACAGCAACACCGGCUGGAAUAACGAGUCCACGGCGUGGGGAAAGGUGAUGCAAGCCCUCAGCCACUUCAGCUACCACGCAACCGGCGGUUUCUAUGUCCUCUGCGACCUCCAAGGUGGCGUCUACCAGCAUGAGGUUGUCCUCUCCGACCCAGUCAUCUUGUCUCGACGCCGAGAGUUUGGUGUCACGGAUCUGGGGCCCGACGGCAUUAGCUCUUUCUUCAGCAACCACGAGUGCGACUAUUGUCAUCCUAAUUGGACUCGCCCUGCGAAUCCUGCCCAGUAUUUUCGGCCGUCACGGGGAACUGUGAUGAUGAAUAGGCAUGUGCCUACGGCUCGUUCGCGGCCUUUGGACACCAUUUACUGGGACGAUGAAUGA
Trichoderma citrinoviride is the source of this 888-nucleotide messenger RNA. RefSeq names its product kinase-like protein. The record is from RefSeq and is a predicted model, not a curated record. The transcript has a single exon. NCBI's taxonomy places the organism in Eukaryota, Fungi, Ascomycota, Sordariomycetes, Hypocreales, Hypocreaceae. The coding region runs from base 1 to 888 and encodes 295 amino acids. Gene Ontology annotation, biological process: protein phosphorylation. Gene Ontology annotation, molecular function: protein serine/threonine kinase activity; ATP binding.